This is a messenger RNA of Coregonus sp. 'balchen', 7197 nucleotides long. The record is from the annotation of a GenBank genome assembly. Lineage: Eukaryota; Metazoa; Chordata; Actinopteri; Salmoniformes; Salmonidae.
AUGUCGGCUGUUCCUGCGGCUGCCCCGGCACUUGUCAAUCCCUCGCCACCAGAGUUCACCAACCUCAACAAGCCUGGCCGGAAAACAAACCAACUACAGUACAUGCAGAACGUUGUGGUGAAGACUCUAUGGAAGCAUCAGUUUGCGUGGCCCUUUUACACACCUGUGGAUGCCAUCAAAUUAUGUCUUGCCGUAAGUCCAGUCCACACUCAGUAGUUUUCUCUCUGUUAUUGGUAGUCAGUAAUUCGUUCUAAAAGCAGAGCCUUAAAGCUAGAAUCCUUCAUUGAAACAAUAACAAAGUGGGGACCCCGCCUCUGUUUUUAUUAAAAUCUGAGGGAUGGACCUGGAGAAACGUAACCACUCUCAAAUCCAUAGACUGAGCUAUGGAUUCAAGGACUGACCAUCCAUGAUAUCAAAUGCAUAGUUUUAACCAUGUUUUGAGGCUACAAUGUUUGUUUACAUUUAUGUUUAACAAACAUUGGAGUAAAAUAAGCUUAUAUAUUGGGUUCUGAUGGGGUAUGACAGUUGAAAUAAGCUCAUGAGACAUUUAUAAGUUAUAUUGUCCAAUAAUCAAUGAGGUAUAUGUCAUUAGUCAUUAAUUACGUCUAAAAUUGAUCUAGCAACUAAGGAUUAUAGCUUUAACAAUAUUUGGCUCUGGGUAGAAGUAGGCUGUUGCAUUUUAAUAUAAACACUGUGUGGAUGUGUGUACAUUUAGGUGUGGUUCCUAACUAACCCUAACCCCUCAUUGAACAAUCAUAAUCUUAAAAUGUUUUCUUUAUUUCCUGGCUGUUAUUUUAUUGCUCAUUCAUAGUGAAUGCUACUUUCCUCUUGAUGCUGUCAUACAGGACUAUCAUAAAGUUAUCAAGAGCCCAAUGGACAUGGGAACAAUAAAGAAGAGGCUAGAGAAUAACUACUACUGGAGCGCCAGCGAGUGCAUGCAGGACUUCAAUACCAUGUUUACCAACUGUUAUAUCUACAACAAGGUAAAUUCUCCAUUGCCAUUCAUAAAAAUCUAGAUGCGAAAAACAAUAAGGUCUGCACUCAACAAGUAGUUCAAAGAGCUUACUUUAGCUGUUUUUUCACUGGAUCUCAUACAGAUGGUUACACACAGAUGGAUGUAUUUACACUUCCUCUACUCUUGUCUAGAGGUGCCCCAUCACCUCUGUAGGCAUUGUUGAUAGCUGUGAUGAGUUUGAUCAAGCGAACCAUCUGACCAUGUUCACCUUCAUCUUGACCCAUAACUCAUCCUUUCUUGUGUUCCCACAGCCUACAGAUGACAUUGUUCUGAUGGCCCAAGCUCUAGAGAAGAUAUUCUUACAGAAAGUGGCCCAAAUGCCUCAGGAGGAGGUGGAGCUGCUACCACCGGCCCCCAAAGUCAAAGCAGCCCGCAAACCAGGAGCGCCCGUUAGUGCAGGUAAGUCCAGCCUUUCACAGUUGGGAGGGACUCAUGCACUGAGGAAAUGUCUGUCAUUUACAAAUUUUUGCUUCCCUCAUCUUUCUUACAGAGAGCCAAGCACAGGGUGAGUCGACGGAUUCACCCCCAUCUUCUUACCCCAGCUCCCCUCCACUGCUGUCUCAGACUCCUGUCAUAGCAGCCACGCCAGUGCCAACCGUUACAUCUGUUACCCCUGUCCAAGCUGUGCCUACCACUGCCUCCAUGAUGGCUGUGGUUCCCACGGCACAGCCAGUCAUCAAAGUAAGUCCAGAGAGACAGGCCGCUCUAGGGGUUCUUUUUAUUUAGUUCUACAGUCUAACGGGGGAUUCUUGUGGGGAGCGUAUUUUACAAUUCUACUCCUCAAAAUGUUGUCUAAGGAUAUAAUCUAUUAGAAAUCUGAGAAAAAUGUUAAAAUACCAUAUCUUGGUAAAAAGAAACAGGCCACUGAUAUAUUUGCACUUGGCCAUUGUCAUUUCCACAGAAAAAGGGGGUCAAGCGGAAAGCAGACACAACAACUCCCACCACCUCAGCAAUCUCGGCCAGUAGAAGUGACUCCCCUACCCAGCUCCUGGAAUCCAAACAGGAGACUGUCUCGUCCAGGCGGGAGAGCACAGUGCGGUUCGUCAAGCCCCCCAAGAAGGACACAGAGGAUGGAGAGGCGCCUCUGCUCGGUGGCAAGAAAGGCAAGCUCGGCGAGCAGCUGAAGCACUGCGACGUCAUCCUGAAGGAGAUGCUGUCCAAGAAGUAUGCGGCCUACGCUUGGCCUUUCUACAAGCCUGUAGACGCAGAAGCGCUUGAACUGCAUGACUACCAUGAGAUAAUCAAGCACCCCAUGGACCUGAGCACUGUCAAAGUAGGUUACCUAUUCACUCCCUUCGACUCACUCCUAACUCUUCUAAAUUACCCUCCAAGCAUGGCUGUUUACUUGGUGGAGAGAGUGUUUUUAUUUGGUGGUUAAGAAUAGUUCAAAUGGAACUAUCCCUCAACAACAGUCGACACCAUCACUGCUAAGGGGAGGACAGUUACAUGUUUUGCUAAUAUAUUUGUUUAGCGAUUUAUAGUGAUAGCUAUCUCAGUAAUAAGGCUCUGACUGUUUGCUCUGUAUCCACAGAAGAAAAUGGACAGUCGAGAUUACCAAGAUGCCCAAAGCUUUGCGACAGACGUCCGGUUAAUGUUCUCAAAUUGCUACAAGUACAACCCCCCCGACCACGAGGUUGUAGCCAUGGCCAGGAAGCUCCAGGUAGGAUAAGAUUAAUCAGAUAUCCACAUCACCUCAUUGGAGGGCUGUCGGUUGAACUGCCCCUUGUCUUCUUGUGUUUCUCAGGAUGUGUUUGAGAUGCGAUUUGCCAAGAUGCCAGACGAGCCCAUUGAAGCCAUCCAGCCCUCCACCACGCCGGUGGUAAGCAAGAGUACAGAGAGCAGUGAGAGCAGCGGCAACACCUCCAGUUCGGAGAGCUCCGACUCAGAGGAUGAGCGGGCCACGCGGCUCGCCGAACUGCAGGAACAGGUGGGUUCGGAACAGGUGGGUUCUCACAACCAAGGACCAAGAUCCAAAACCCAUGGAUGGAUGAACAGGGAGAUGCCCCCCCUUCAUCCCCCACUUCAGAUUUUAGACCGCUACCACUUCAAAAUCAAAGCCGCUCCACGAUGUUCAGAGAUGAUUUUCAGCCAGCCAUCCAGAGUAAAAGUGACAUAGUUAGCCCUCUACCGCCACAAAUGCUGCUAUAAACUGUUAGAAUAACUUGGUAUUAUGGCUUGCAUGCUGAAAAUGUAGAGCUCACAUUUAGAGCAAUGUUUUACAUUUCAUUCAUACCAAUGGUGACAGUAUUUAGCUGUAAUGAAUAGUUUGUUGUGCUGCUAGGAUGUUAACAUGAUCUUUGGAGUUUUCUAUCUUUGUCCCCUGAUUUCCCCUUUGGCUUUCUUACCAGCAAAUCACUGUGGAGCACCCCAAUGGUAACAGGGCGGGGGGAAAAAACGGGUGUGCCAAACGUUUUCAGGUGAUUUAUCUCUUACUUCCCCGUCCCCACAAAAACAAUUUUAUUUUAUUUUUUGUAUUACACCUUGUUGAAAGAGCGGUAGAGGGUUACAGGUGGGGAUCAGAACUCUUAAACAGGUUGUAAGUGUGCUAGAGGGCUUUCCUCAGUAGUCAGCUUGCUCUUUGACAUGUAGACCUGGAUAGUCCUUUCUAAGGUUUUUUGUAAGAUGCAGGUAGUUACUUUUUCUCCCAUUGUCACAUUAUUUUAGUGGUUUAAAAAUGGGUGGUGGUGACAGUGUUUGCUGGUGACGGUAGUGUUAAGUGUUUUUUUGAUGAUUCUGGCAAUGAUUUCAAAUGCUUUUGUUGCAUUUAAGGUUCAGCACAAAAACAUUGGUCUUUAACAGUUAUUCAACUUGAAAAAAGGAGGAAAUACUGAAGACAAGGAAGUGUCAGUGUGAGAGCACUUUGGGAGUCAGCGUUUGCUUAUUGUUUUAAAGUGUUCGGUAGAUAGCUACAGUACAGGCUGGUGGCCCGGUGUGCUUCUCUGCCAGCUUUUUUCCAGAGGCCAAUGGGAAAUUAUUUAACGAGACGCCGCAUUUGCAUGCCAGUAUAGUACUGUCAAUGACUGAUCAAUCUAUUUACACGCACACUCUUGAUUGUUUCCUCUAUGAAUAUUCUGAGCUUUCAUUUGAGAAUAUAUGUAGAAACAUGAGUACUGUAUAGUUAAUUAAUUAAAUACAAUACAUGAAUAAGAGAACUUGAGGAUGAUUUAAGAUGCAGCAACCCUUAAAAGCGAAGUAAAUCAAGCAAAUGCAUGUAUUGACUAGAAAAUGAGACUGCUUCAAAGUCGAUGGAAAAUAAAACGUUCCUCCCAGGGCAAAUAUAUAACUAGUAUAACUGUCAUAAUUGUGACAUAAUGGUCCAAGACACAAUGGUGCAGAUGUUCUGCAACAGGUUACACAUGCCUACAUUCCACAAUAGCUAACUCGAUGCCUGUAUUUUGCCAUCACUUCCAGUAUCUUGUCCCAGUCUCUGCAGCAGCUUCACCCUAUAUAAACCAACAUCUGGGCUCAUAGGUGACUCUUUAUUCCACUUCUCUCCUCAGCUGAAGGCCGUUCACGAGCAGCUGGCUGUUCUGUCGCAGGCCCCAGUAAGUAAACCAAAGAAAACGGAGAAAAAGCAAAAAGAUAAGAAGAAGGACAAAGACAAAGCCAACAAGGGGAAGGCUGAUGACGAGAAGAAGCCCAAGUCGACACAGCAAGCCAAGCCAGCUAAUCCGAAGAAGGCUCCAGCCCGGAAACCAAACCGCACGGUGGCGGCUACCAGGUACUACUGCCCAGUCUUAUCAUACAGUGCCUUGAGAAAGUAUUCACACGCCUUGACUUUUUCCCCAAAAAAUUGUGUUACAGCCUGAAUUUAAAAUGGAUUAAAUUUAGAUUUUGUGCCACUGGCCUACACACAAUACCCCAAAAUGUGAAAGUGGAAUUAUGUUUUUAGAAAUGUUUACAAAUUAAUUAAAAAUGAUAAGCUGAAAUGUCUUGAGUCAAUAAUUAUUUAACUCCUUUGUUAUGGCAAGCAUAAAUAGGUUCAGGAGUAAAAAUUAACUCUGUGUGCAAUAAUAGUGUUUAACAAGAUUUUUUCAUCUCUGUACCCCACACAUACAGUUAUCUGUAAGGUCCCUCAGUCGCGGAGUGAAUUUCAAACACCGAUUUAACCACAAAGACCAAUGCCUCGCAAAGAAGGGCACCUAUUGGUAGAUGGGUAAAGAUGUAAAAAGCAGACAAUGAAAAUCCCUUUGAGCAUGGUGAAGUGAAUUACACUUUUGAUGGUGUUUCAAAACACCCAGUCACUACAAAGAUACAGGCGUCCUUCUUAACUCAGUUACCGGAGAAGAAGGAAGCCGCUCAGGGAUUUCACCAUGAGGCCAAUGGUGACUUUAAAACAGUUACGGAGUUUAAUGGCUGUGAUAGGAGAAAACUGAGGAUGGAUCAACAACAUUGUAGUUACUCCAGAAUAAUAACCUAAAAUGACAAAGUGAAAAGAAGGAAACCUGUGCAGAAUAAUAAAUAUUCCAAAACAUGCAUCCUGUUUGUAAUAAGGCACUAAAGUAAAACUGGCAAAAAAAACUGGCAAAGAAAUUAACUUUAUGUCCUGAAUACAAAGCGUUAUGUUCGGGGCCAACACAACACAUCACUGAGUACCACACUUCAUAUUUCCAAGCAUGGUAGUGGCUGCAUUAUGUAAUGGGUAUGAAGAAUCAAAUUGUAUUUGCCGCAUGCACCGAAUACAACAGGUGUACACCUUACAGUGAAAUGAUUACUUACAAGCCCUUAACCAACAAUGCAGUUUUAAGAAAAAUAUGUUGAGUAAAAAAUAGAUAAGUAAAAUAAAAUAAUAAAGAGCAGCAGUAAAAUAAAAUAACAGUAGCGAGGCUAUAUACAGGGGGUACCGGUACAGAGUCAAUGUACGUGGGCACAGGUUAGUCAAGGUAAUUUAGGUAAUAUGUACAUGUGGGUAGAGUUAAAGUGACUAUGCAUAAAUAAUAAACAGAGAGUAGCAGCAGCGUAAAAGAGGGGGUGUGGUGGGGAUGAUUGUCAUCGGCAAGGACUAGGGAGUUUUUUGGGGGAUAAAAAUAAACGGAAUAGAGCUAAGCACAGGCAAGAUCCUCGAGGAAAACCUGGUUCAGUCUGCUUUCCAACAGACACUGGGAUACAUUCACCUUUCAGCAGGACAAUAACCUAUAACACAAGGCCAAAUAUACACUGGAGUUGCUUACCAAGACGACAUUGAAUAUUCCUGAGUGGCCUAGUUAGUUUUGACUUAAAUCGGCUUAAAUCUCUGGCAAGACUUGAAAAUGGCUGUCUAGCAAUGAUCAACAACCAACUUGACAGAGCAUGAAGAAUUUUGAAAAUAAUAAUAUACAAAUAUUGUACAAUCCAGGUGUGCAAAGCUCUUGUAGACUUACCCAGAAAGACUCACAGCUGUAAUCGCUGCCAAAGGUAAUUCUACCAUGUAUCGACUCUGGUGUGUAUACUUAUGUAAAUGAGAUUUCUGUAUUUCAUUUUCAAUACAUUUGCUACAAAUUCUAAAAACAUGGUUUCACUUUAUCAUUAUGCGGCAUUGUGUGUAAAUAAUAUUUAAUACAUUUUGAAUUCAGGCUGUAACACAAGAAAAUGUGGAAUAAGUCAAGGGGUAUGAAUACUAUCUGAAGGCACUGUAUCCGUUUCAUAAUUCAUCAAAAUUAAUUUGCUUAAAACUGCUGGUAACUUGAUCUUUUGGAUGAAUCAUCGUUACCCAUGCCACUUGUUGUAAUAGUGUGAUGCACUGCUGUGUUACACUUUGACUCGUAUCCCCUUGUAGCCUGAUCCAGACCUGUCAGUCUGUCACAAAUCAUCUGUACUUUACAUUUUUCUCAGUGCUAAUCUGAGCAUCCUGAGAGAGGCAAAACCUGUAGGCCUAACAAAGAUCUGACCAAAACAUUUUCAGGCAACCGAAGAAAGGGUCCAAGGUGGCGGCGGCAAACAACGAGUCUGAAGAGGAGCCGUCCCUUCCCAUGUCAUACGACGAGAAGCGCCAGCUCAGCCUGGACAUCAACCGUCUUCCGGGUGAGAAGUUGGGCAGGGUGGUCCACAUCAUCCAGUCCCGGGAGCCGUCGCUGCGUGACUCCAAUCCGGACGAGAUAGAGAUAGACUUUGAGACACUCAAGCCCUCUACCCUUCGUGAGCUCGAACGAUACGUCAAGUCCUGUUUGCAAAAAAAGCAGCGGAAACUUUUACGUAAGUUGUGA